UUAUCGUGCUCUUGCCUCGAUCUGAUAACGCGAGACGCUAGUAGAGCCGACCGUUCUGCGCGCACCAUUGCUGAUCUGCGACCAGGAGCGAUGGCUGCCUAUUUACGGCGAUUCUACCAUGCCCUUACGCGCAGGAAAAUGCUGCCGGAGAGCGUGGCCGCGCUGCUGGAGAACUCGCAGAUGGCCAGGGUGUUGACCACCCUCGACCUGACUGCCCUGGGAGUCGGCAGCACCCUCGGCGUCGGCGUCUACGUCCUCGCCGGCUCUGUCUCGAAAGAGACGGCCGGCCCAGCAGUGGUCAUAUCUUUCAUAAUCGCCGCAAUCGCGUCGGUGUUUGCGGGUUUGUGCUACGCCGAAUUUGGCGCUCGAGUGCCGAAAGCCGGAUCUGCGUACGUCUACAGUUAUGUGUGCGUCGGUGAGUUUGUGGCUUUCAUCAUCGGUUGGAAUUUGGUGCUCGAGUACGUAGUAGGUUCGGCGAGCGUGGUGCGGGGGUUGAGCGGCUACGUGGACAACCUCUUCGGCAACGUGAUGGCCGAGGCCUUUCAAGACCUCCUCUCCAUAGACGUUGCUUUUCUCUCUCCGUACAUUGAUUUCUUUGCCUUUGGACUGUCCCUCGUGUUUGCAGUCGCUCUGGCACUCGGCGUGAAGGAGUCUUCCAACUUCAACAACGUCUUCACCAUUAUCAACCUUGCGGUGGUGGCCUACGUCAUCAUUUGCGGUCUGUUCAAAGUUGACAUCGCGAACUGGUCCAUCGACAUCGACGAUAUACCUGAGGAAAACAAACCGACCGCCGGAAAAGGCGGAUUCGCGCCGUUCGGAAUUAACGGCAUCAUCAAAGGAGCCGCCACUUGUUUCUAUGGGUUUGUCGGCUUUGACUGCGUCGCUACCACAGGCGAGGAAGCAAAAAACCCACAGAAAGCAAUCCCGCUCGCCAUCACCAUUUCCCUAGCCAUCAUCGCUUUCGCCUACAUUGGAGUUUCGACCGUGCUGACCUUGAUGUGGCCCUACUAUCUGCAGGAUCCGGACGCGCCUCUGCCUUUCGUGUUCAGAGAGCUUGGCUGGGACAUUGCCGCGUGGAUCGUCAGCAUCGGCGCCAUUUUCGGCCUCUGCGCCAGCUUGAUGGGCGCCAUGCUGCCGCUGCCCCGCGUCCUCUACGCCAUGGCCAACGACGGCAUCAUUUUCCGCUUCCUGGGCAAAAUUCAUCCCCGCUUCCAGACUCCCUUUUUGGGCACUUGUUUGGCUGGUUUGCUGACAGGUAUUUUGGCGGCUGUUUUCGACCUGCAGCAGUUGGUCGACAUGAUGAGCAUCGGCACUCUGCUGGCCUAUUCCAUUGUGGCUGCCUGCGUGCUUCUCCUGCGGUAUCAGCCCGAAGGCGAAGAAGUUGAAAAGGCCGUUAAAUAUGGGCACAUCUCUUUCUUCUCGCAGCUUUUCAACACCAAAAGAAUAAAGUCACCCUCGAACAUGUCGGCUGGCAUCGUCACCUGGGGCGUCAUGCUUUACCUUGUUUUUGUUCUGGCCGCGGGGGGCGUGCUGAAAUUCGCAGAGGAGCCGCUGGUCUCAGGAGAGUGGUGGGCAAUCACCCUCAUGGCGAUUACUGCUCUUCUCUGCAUCCUCAACCUAGUGGUCAUUGGCCUGCAGCCCUCUUCCGGAGCAAAGCUUUUCUUCAGGGUACCACUGGUGCCUCUCAUUCCCGGUCUCAGCAUUUUCAUCAAUAUUUACCUGAUGCUUAUGUUGGAUCCUAACACGUGGAUCCGAUUCGCCGUGUGGAUGGCAAUAGGCUUCUUGAUGUACUUCUCUUACGGAAUCUGGCAGAGCGAGGAAAAUAAGAAGGAUAGCGGUAGGAGGUCUGUCAUCUACGCUCACACCAACGUGGCUUUCGAAGAUGACGAGGAGAAGGUGAAAAGGAGAAGUUCAGACUAGAUCGAGUUGUAAGGAAUAAGGAUGAAAAUAAAGUUACUAUUAUUUAAAA
Cloeon dipterum is the source of this 1969-nucleotide messenger RNA. RefSeq names its product high affinity cationic amino acid transporter 1-like. Gene Ontology annotation, cellular component: plasma membrane. The transcript has 13 exons. The record is from RefSeq and is a predicted model, not a curated record. Gene Ontology annotation, molecular function: L-lysine transmembrane transporter activity; L-arginine transmembrane transporter activity; L-ornithine transmembrane transporter activity. Bases 91 to 1920 code for a protein of 609 amino acids. Lineage: Eukaryota; Metazoa; Arthropoda; Insecta; Ephemeroptera; Baetidae. Gene Ontology annotation, biological process: L-arginine import across plasma membrane; L-ornithine transmembrane transport.